Messenger RNA from Saccostrea echinata, 2349 nucleotides. Its product is annotated as protein mono-ADP-ribosyltransferase PARP15-like. The record is from RefSeq and is a predicted model, not a curated record. The transcript has 8 exons. Gene Ontology annotation, biological process: negative regulation of gene expression. NCBI's taxonomy places the organism in Eukaryota, Metazoa, Mollusca, Bivalvia, Ostreida, Ostreidae. Bases 3 to 2285 code for a protein of 760 amino acids. Gene Ontology annotation, molecular function: transcription corepressor activity; NAD+ poly-ADP-ribosyltransferase activity. Gene Ontology annotation, cellular component: nucleus; cytoplasm.
AAAUGGCACGGAGAAUAACCAGAUCAGCAUCGUCUGGAAAUCUGUUAGAAGCAGACGACGGGACCUCAAAAGCGCCACCUCUUGACGAGGAUGAUGACCUGAAAAGUAGUUUUCUACCCGGCUUACUUGGAAAAAGGAAAAAACGCCUUCCAUCUGCAAAGCCAAAGGAAUGCCAAGCACGGUUUGGACGAGUGAAAGUCACUUUGAAGAAAGGGCUAGUUUAUGAAGAGGAGGUUGACGCCAUUGUUAACAGCACUUCGCAAACGUUAACGCUGGACGCGGGAAACGCCUCGCGGGCAAUGUUACAAAAAGCUGGACGCUCUAUUCAAGAGGAGUGCAAGAGGAAAUAUCCAGACGGAAUUAAGUUUGGAGAACUGGCAGAAACUGGGGGCGGAGACUUGUAUUGUGGAUAUGUAUUCCAUGGAUGUCUGAAGUAUUGGAGAGCAGAAGAAAGCAAUUCUGUAGAACAAACCCUUACAGAUCUUGUAACCAAGUGUCUUGAGAGGGGAGAUCACUUACAGAUUAAUUCAAUCGCCUUUCCUGCACUGGGCACAGGUUUUCUACAGUUUCCUGCUAAAAUUGUUGUUUGUCGACUGCUUCAAUGUGUAAAAGACUUUGAAAUGAGGCAUAAAUCAACAAAUGUUACAGAUAUACGCUUCGUAAUAUUUCCUAAGGAUACAAAAACAUUUGAAGAAUUCGAAAAUGAAUUUAAUCGUUAUUCAUAUUCCAUAUACCAAAAGCCAACUUCACAAGGAAUUUUACCUACCAAACCAAAAGAUAUUGAAUGUUCUCUUGAAAAUCUGACAGUGAAGCUUGUAGCUGGAUGUCUAGUGGAACAGAAGGUUGAUGUCAUUGUUGGCGCAGUACCUCCAUUUGGAAAGCCUGGGUCGACAAGCUCGUCUAAAGCGAUCUUAAAGGCUGGUGGUUCAGGUAUAGAAAGGGAAUUCACCAGAGCGUUCCCGGUGGGGAUAGACAUAGGCGACGUAGUAUCCAGUGGAAGUCAUAAAAUUCAAAACGUUAAAAAAAUUUACUUUGGGGCCCUGCCAACGUAUGCUGUUAAAGAGCGCGAUCAAAACCAGCAGGCACUGGUACUAGUGGUUCAAGUUUCUCUAAUGAAACUACAAGAAGAUGGUCUUAAAACAAUUGCAAUUCCAACACUUGGUGUUGGAGACUUUAAAUUUUCUCCGACGAUAUCAGCCAUGAAAAUCUUUUCUUCUAUUAAAGAAUACAGCACAACCAAUAAGGACUCAAAAAUAGAUACCGUUUAUGUAGUAGUGGACAUAGCAGAUUCAGAGUUUGUAAACAUAUGGAAGGCAUUUGGCAGAGAAAUAAUUAAGAUAGCUCCUCCGAAGAUGAAAAAUAAGGUCCCAAUAAUAAUAGAACCCAAACCAAAACCUCCACCAGUACGGGGGUCACGUGACUGGUUCUCCAUGAUGUACGAGGAGGAGCUGUGUGUCCCGUCCUAUUGGACUGAUUUUAAAGGAGGUGAGAAGAUCAAAGUCUGUAAACGACGGAACAGACGACAUCCGUACAGUCUUGUGACUGUUGAUCAGACUACAAUGGAUCUGGUUGUUAAAAUUGUAGAAAAAACAUGGGAAUCUCACAAUGUAGGAAAGGGAGCGGAUGCAAAGGGCUUAGAUAUGCUUUUCUAUAACAAUAUUCGGGUUACCAAAGUAGAACGUGUGGAAAAUCUGGACUUAUAUGAAAGUUAUGUCCAGGAAAGACAAAGGUUUUUUGACAAAGCAAGAUCAAGAGGCAGUCCAUUUCCUUUAGGAACUCUUCCAAAAUCAUCCGGCGAAAUCAAAACUACCUCUAUUCUAAAAUCUGACAAAACUAGCACUGCUUAUCUUUCAGACAUUUAUCCAGAAAUUAAUGAGCAUUACGUUUUUCAUGGGACAUUAGCAGAUACAUUAGAUUCUGUUCUGACGCAAGGAUUAGAUUGUAGAAUGUCAAGAGGUACUGCUAUGUUUGGACAGGGGGCGUACGGCGCCGAGAGUUCAACAAAAGCUGAUCAAUACGUAGACAGGAAAGAAAACAGAAAGAAAAUUCCACAUCAGAUGCUGCUAGUGCGCAUGUGUUUGGGAGAUAUAUGCCUGUAUGACUUUCCUGUAGCGCACAGACGAGCACCUUGCAAGAAAUGUAGAAGAGACAACUGCACUACUCACAAACCUAAAGACUUUUAUGAUUCUGUUGUCGGAGACGGGAAGUGGUUGUUCCGGGAAUUCAUUGUCUUUGAUAAGCGUCAGACAUACCCGGAGUAUCUCAUCACCUAUGAACGUGUAUAAAAUUUUACCAUACUAUUUUAUUUUUACAUCCAGAAAUGUGUUUACAAUAAAUUGAAAAUGAAAA